AUGUCACUCUGUGUCUUGAGUAGGAAAGAGAAAGAAAAAGUCAUCCGCAGACUCUUAAUCCAGGCUCCUCCUGGGGAGUUCGUGAACGCCUUUGAUGAUCUCUGUCUGCUUAUCCGCGAUGAGAAGCUCAUGCACCAUCAGGGUGAGUGCGCUGGCCAUCAGCACUGCCAAAAAUACUGCGUGCCACUCUGCAUCGAUGGCAACCCAGUGCUCCUGUCUCACCACAAUGUGAUGGGUGACUUCCGGUUCUUUGAUUAUCAGAGCAAACUUUCUUUCAGGUUUGAUCUGCUUCAGAAUCAGCUGAGAGAUAUCCAAAGCCACGGAAUCAUUCGGAAUGAGACUGAGUACCUGAGAUCUGUUGUUCUGUGUGCCUUAAAACUCUACGUGAACGAUCACUACCCAAGUGGAAAUUGCAAUGUGCUGAGAAAGACAGUCAAAUGCAAGGAAUUCUUAAUUGCUUGCAUCGAAGACCACAGCUAUGACAAUGGAUAUUGUUGGAAUGGUCUUUGGAAGUCUAAAUGGAUCUUCCAGGUAAACCCAUUUUUAACCCAAGUAACUGGACGGAUUUUUGUGCAAGCUCACUACUUCAGAUGUGUCAACCUUCAUGUUGAAAUCUCCAAGGAUCUGAAGGAAAGCCUGGAGGUGGUCAAUCAAGCCCAGUUGGCUCUCAGCUUUGCAAGGCUUGUGGAAGAACAAGAAAAUAAGUUUCAAGCUGCAGUCUUAGAAGAACUGCAAGAGCUGUCAAAUGAAGCCCUGAGGAAAAUUCUCCGGAGGGAUCUUCCAGUGACUCGCACUUUGAUUGAUUGGCAGAGGAUCCUCUCUGACUUGAAUCUGGUGAUGUACCCCAAGUUAGGAUACGUCAUUUACUCCAGAAGUGUGUUGUGCAACUGGAUCAUAUAA
This is a messenger RNA of Microtus oregoni (creeping vole), 900 nucleotides long. It is a transcript of the gene Capza3, whose product is annotated as capping actin protein of muscle Z-line subunit alpha 3. The record is from RefSeq and is a predicted model, not a curated record. Gene Ontology annotation, cellular component: F-actin capping protein complex; actin cortical patch. Lineage: Eukaryota; Metazoa; Chordata; Mammalia; Rodentia; Cricetidae. The transcript has a single exon. Gene Ontology annotation, biological process: actin cytoskeleton organization; barbed-end actin filament capping. The coding region runs from base 1 to 900 and encodes 299 amino acids. Gene Ontology annotation, molecular function: actin filament binding.